UCCACACAUAGGUAGGUGAGAAGAUGACACACCACAAAUAUGCUUAUUUGGUAAGUCCAAGCUUACAUUCUAAAAAGGUAGGUGGAGGACAUCGAGAGCUGUAGUUUUGUGAAUCCACCGCGAAAACGGAAAAGUCCUGCUUUUCGGUGGACUUACGAGCAUGAGUUUAACCAGUGUUCCUUCUAAAGUGGAGGUGAUGGGAUGGAAUCCCCAAAGUCUAGCGGAGUACAUGAGGAGGCUCAAGUUUUUAGGCUGUGACAAAGUAGUGACAAAGGGCAGCAUAACUGGAGAACAGUUCAUGAAAAUGACUGAGUGUGACCUCCAAGUGUUCCCCAGCCUUUAUGUCACAAUAAUUGCCAAGAUCCAAAGUGAUAUCAACGAGGGGGAGCAGAAGAGGGCCUUUGGUCAUAAAUCAAAGGCACAAAAGUAUCCAAAACAAGAAUCUGUACAGAAGGAAGAAAUCUGGGACUCGGGUGAAUUUGACAACGAAAGUGAUCUUGACUAUGAGGGUCCACACCAGCAGGAAGAGGAAGACGGCUACAUCUGUGCACUGACUGAGCAACAAGAUAGUGACGGGACCAGUGAAGAUGACUACACGAUGCCUUCUUCUGCAGACGCGGCGAAGCCACCUCGACACCUGGGAGUGUCCGAACCUCAGGACGGUCACCACAGAGAUCCUGUUCAUUAUCCGUCCCCUGCUGAAAGGACCUUAAAACCUCCAAUUCCUUGUCCAAGAAUGAACAGUCCCGCUCAGAGACCCUUCAAAGCACCAGCCAGCCAUCCCAAUCUGCACAUUGACAGGAGCAAAAAGCCUGGGCAAUCUGGGCCAUCCCAGAAAGACCUUACAAAAUCAAAGGGCAGUGCUGUCGAGGCUCUUGGCUCACCCACUGGCAUCAUGUCUCAACCAAGGACCCAACAUGUGUCCAACAGACCAAGUAAACCCAUCCCAGCUCCUCCGGCGCCAACACAACCUUCCAAGGUUCACAUUCCAAUACCACAACCAAGAAAGCGCAUCCAGGGUUUGGAUCCCAGCUGGUAUGGAGCAAAGGUGACCAGGCAUCAAGCUGAAGUUGCUCUCAGAGAGGUGAACAAGGAUGGGGCGUUUGUGGUGAGGGACAGCUCCCAUGGCUCAGUUGAGCAGCCCUACACCCUGAUGCUGCUGAAACAAGGCAAGGUUUACAACAUUAAGAUCCGUAACCAAGGCAACUCCUACUCCCUCGGCACCAGCCUCAACAACAAGAGUUUCCCUGGGGUGAAGGAGAUGAUUACCCAUCACACACACACCCCACUGCGGCUCAUUGAUGCCACAGACCAGAGCUCUGAAGCACAGUCCCAGUGUUGCCUGCUGCACCCUGUGGGACUCUGACCAGCGCCGGCACCAACCUUAAUGUGGGUGUUUGCGUCUGUCUCUGUGAUUCUGUAUGCUAAUUUGUGCACAUGAAUACAUGUGGCUUCUUAAGAAACCUUUUAGGAACAUCCUAACAAAUGUCGCAACUUGUACAACCACAAAAGGUCAUCGUUAUGUAAUUCCUCUUUCCCGUAAUCUCUCUUGUAUUUUUUUUGUGAACAGUGGGAGAGAAAAGGAAUGAUUUUUACAUGGCUGAUGGCUUGUAUAUUUAAUUAAACUAUGUUUUCCAGUCACACAGCAUUACCUCUGUUCGUCACGCCUCAAGUUUCAGGACAAGCUGGGGGCCGCUGCUCCAGUGCCUCUUGGACUUUCAGAAACGCCAGCUUGUCAGGGUGGCCAACACAAACGAUCAGCUCACAUUGACUCAGCUGGGUUCGCACUGCAAGCAGAAAUCACAUAGCUGGUUUCACAACAUCCUCGGGUCAACACGGUUCUAAGAUGUCCGAAAGUCACAUCUGAGAAUAUGUAAGGUCCCACAACAAGGAUGACAGUAUUUAACAGGAAACAGCCUGAAUGACAUAUGCUAUUUUGUCCUGUUACUGUAAAGCAGUACUGGUAUUCACUGUGUAACUGACCCAAACAUACAUUAUUAAAACACAAGUCCAUUUCCCUAACACCAUAAAUGAUGUUGGUGAUCACUGAGAAACUGUGUUUUAUUUGGAGAUAUCCGAGAGUCAAGUCAUCUGCUAAUGCUAUUCUACACCUUCAUUCUAACUAGGUUUUGAAUGUCUGAAAAAUUGUCAAAAUAAAAUUCUCACAAAAGUCAA
Micropterus salmoides (largemouth bass) is the source of this 2175-nucleotide messenger RNA. It is a transcript of the gene lcp2b, whose product is annotated as lymphocyte cytosolic protein 2b. The transcript is spliced from 14 exons. Gene Ontology annotation, biological process: cell surface receptor protein tyrosine kinase signaling pathway; intracellular signal transduction. Bases 161 to 1366 code for a protein of 401 amino acids. The record is from RefSeq and is a predicted model, not a curated record. Lineage: Eukaryota; Metazoa; Chordata; Actinopteri; Centrarchiformes; Centrarchidae.